This is a messenger RNA of Chilo suppressalis (striped riceborer), 9304 nucleotides long. NCBI's taxonomy places the organism in Eukaryota, Metazoa, Arthropoda, Insecta, Lepidoptera, Crambidae. The record is from the annotation of a GenBank genome assembly.
GUUAUUGGAUUUUUUUAAUAACAAUUAAUUAAUUUGUUGUGUUUAGAUGAACACCAAUAACUUUUGAUAUCAAAUUGAAGUUUAUUCAUGCCAUCAAUAGCCAUGAUUGAUAAAUAACCAAUUGUUAAAUUUCAUUUAAUAUAAACAGAAAAAUCCUGAAAAUGUCGGUGCCUCCUGUGGAUUACAGUGUGCCUCCUCCAUCUAUGAAUAUGCCACCACCAAUGGUGAUUCCAGCGUCUUUACCACCACCAAAUAUAUACAGUCAUCCUCCUCCAUACACACCAAAUCCUACGCCCUUGGACCAACCACCGCCUCCAUAUAUACCAAUGAACUACCCAUCUUUGCCAUACGGACCCCCACCUCAUAUAGAACCCUUAAUAUCACCUAUUGAAGGUCAUCCGCCCCCAUCCUCUACAGCUCUAAACUUACCACCGACUGGGAUAUCUGAAUACAUACAUCCAGAAGCAGGCUACUUCAGCCAGUGUACUAGAAAUACGCCAGAAGCUCCUUAUAAGCCUAUUGAUCACAUAAAUAGUUCUUUAAACCUAUUGAAAACCAGCAACUCAAUGGAAACAUCAGAAUUUUUUAAUUCGAGUCUCAAAAGAGCUGAUUUGAAGCGAGAAAGUUCUUACAAAGAUUCAAGUGAUAAGAGUUAUCAUAGUUCUUCCAGGCAUUCAGUAGCAUCAUCUUCUAAAUAUCACCGUUAUUCCCCAUAUAGAGAUGAAAUGUAUGAAAGAGAUAAAAGAGAGAGAGACCGAAGGGAAAGAGAUCGGAGAGAGAGAGAAAAAGAUUUUAAUUAUCAUGAACAAAGAUCUAAACAUAGUCCACCUGGUAGUCGAAGCCAUUACAGUAGAAGUCCUUCAAGAUGCAGUUAUAGAGAAAGAGAUAAGUAUUAUGAUAGACGUGAAUAUGAAAGGAGACAGUAUGAAUAUGAAAGAAAAAGAUAUGAAUAUGAAAGAAGACAUAGUCCUCCUCGUUAUAGAGAACACAGAAGCCAUAGCAGAAGUUAUGACCCUCGUGAGGACAGGAGGUCACCAAGAUACUACAAGUCCCCUAAUAGGGGCAGAUACCAUUCUCCACCAAGGCACUCUCACAGCCUUAGCCGUUCCAGAGACCUAUCUCCAAGAAAACAUGAUAUAGCUCGCAAGCCUUUAUCGGACCGGGACAAGAUAUUAGAAGAAUACAGAAAGAACUACUGCAAAACAUCUGAAGAUUUGAUUGAGAAAAUGGAACAAUGGUCAAGAGAACAGAAUACAGAUACAGAAGAAACAACAAAAAUGUGGUAUAGGAGUUCACCAGCUGAACUUUACUAUAAGACAGUUGAGAAUGGGACUGGAAUGCAACAAACAAAGAAGCUAGAGAAGCUGUGUGAAUUAUUCUUCAAAAACUUGAUUGAGAGAGGACGUAAAGCCCGUCCAGAGAUGGAUGAGUUACCUCCCCUUAAGCCACCAAAAGCCAAGUGUAAACAUAGCUGGGAAGAAAAAAGUUCAUCAUCUUCAGAAAGUGAGGAUGAGUGUUUAGACGAAGAUGAUCUUCAAGGUUAUACUGACAGGAUCAUGAUGGAGUUACAAAGGAAGCAGAGCCAUCCUAGAAGACUUCACCCUGAAAUGUGGUUUAACAACACCGGUGAAAUGAACGGCGGGCCGCUGUGCCGGUGCAGCGCCCGAGCACGCCGCCACGGCAUGCGGCACGGGGUCUACGCCGGAGAGGAGAUUUACCCCAAGUGCAUUCCCAAUCAGAACAAUUUAGAUAAACUAUAUCAUUACCGUAUAACAGUGUCUCCACCCACGAACUUCUUGAUAAAGGCGCCAACUAUUAUUGCUCACGACGAACAUGAAUUUCUUUUCUCUGGUUUCUCUAUGUUCUCACAUUACAAAUUAGCUAAAUUGCCUACUUGCAAAGUAAUAAGGUUUAAUAUCGAAUAUACCAUACUGUAUGUCGAAGAGCCAGCGCCACAGAAUUUUUCGGUGCAGGAGUUGGAGUAUUUCGAGGAAUAUUUAUUCACUGAACUACUAGAAUUAGUUGAUUUGGACUUGGGCAAAGCUACGGAUACAACAUGCUCUCAAUUCCAUUUUAUGCCACGAUUUGUACGGUAUUUACCGGAAGGGGGAUGUGAGGUGUUGUCUAUGUGUGAAGUUUUAAAAUAUUUGUUAGAUGAGAGUGGCUUACUCAUACCAUCAGAGAAACUUGAAGAUGUCCAUGAUAUGGAUCAUUACACUUGGCAAAAGUUUGUGGAUAGAAUUAAAGGUAUGAUAGUAACAUAUCCUGGCAAAAAACCAUGUUCAGUGCGUGUGGACCAAUUGGAUCGAAGCCCACCAGUUAGUGACAAGAAGUCUUCUACAGAAAUAAAGAAGUACCAUCCAGAGAUCGUACAUUUUGGUAUUCGACCACCGCAGCUCAGCUAUGCUGGAAACCCUGAGUACCAAAAAGCGUGGCGAUACUAUGUCAAGUACAGGCAUCUAAUAGCCAAUAUGGCGAAACCGUCAACGAACGAAAGGCAGAAACUCGCCACCAAAGAAGCCAAACUGCAAGAGAUGCGCACUCAGAGCAAGAUGAAGAGGGACGUCACUGUGGCCAUAUCGUCUGAGGGAUUCCACACUACGGGCCUCAUGUGCGACGUCGUACAACACGCUAUGUUAAUACCGGUUUUGGUGAGGCACCUUCGAUUCCAUAAAUCCCUAGACAGUCUCGAAAAAAAGAUCGGCUACAUAUUCAAGCAACGUAUGCUACUGCAGACCGCUUUAACUCACCCUUCCUAUAGGGAGAACUUCGGAACCAAUCCAGACCACGCUAGGAAUAGUCUCACCAACUGCGGUAUUAGGCAGCCCGAGUACGGCGAUAGAAGAAUACAUUACACAAGGAAGAAGGGUAUCGUAACCCUGAUAAACAUAAUGUCACGCUUCGGCAAGCACAGCGAGACGGAAUCCGAGAUAAAACACAAUGAGAGGUUGGAGUUCCUCGGGGACGCUGUGGUGGAAUUCCUAUCUUCCAUCCACCUGUUCCGAAUGUUCCCGGACUUAGCUGAAGGAGGCUUAGCUACGUAUAGAGCGGCCAUUGUUCAAAACCAACACUUGGCUCAAUUGGCUAAGAACAUUGAACUGGAGCAGUACAUGCUAUACGCUCACGGGUCGGAUCUGUGCCGUGAGGUGGUCAUGCGGCACGCGAUGGCCAAUUGCUUCGAGGCACUCAUGGGCGCGCUGUUCCUCGACGCUGGCCUGGAGGUCGCCGACCGCGUAUUUUCUCUCGCAUUAUGGUACAAUGAGCUGGAUUUACUUGAAGUUUGGACUAAGGAUCGCGCUCACCCGCUUCAAGAACAAGAACCACUUGGUGACCGGAAAUAUAUUAAGGAUUUUGAGUUCCUGCAGCGGCUCACAGAAUUCGAAGACUCCAUCGGCGUACAGUUCAGACAUAUCCGUUUGUUGGCGCGAGCAUUCACCGAUCGCUCGGUAGGAUUCACGCAUCUCACACUCGGCUCAAACCAACGCUUAGAGUUCCUGGGUGAUACUGUCUUACAAUUGGUAGUGUCCGAUCGCCUUUAUCGACACUUCCCCGACCAUCAUGAGGGGCAUUUGUCUCUUCUGCGUUCAUCUCUAGUCAACAACCGCACCCAGUCGAUGGUGUGCGACGACCUCAAUAUGUCGGCUUAUGCUAUCUACAACAACCCUAAGGCAAAACCUACAACCAAGAAACACAAGGCAGACUUGUUAGAAGCGUUUCUGGGCGCUCUUUUUAUUGACAAGAACCUAGAAUAUUGCCAGGCGUUCUGCAACGCUUGCUUAUUCCCGCGCCUUCAAGAGUUCAUCAUGAACCAAGACUGGAACGAUCCCAAAUCGAAGCUGCAGCAGUGCUGUCUCACCCUGAGAUCCAUGGAGGGCGGCGAGCCGGAUAUACCGUUAUACAAAGUGAUCGAGUGCCUCGGUCCGACGAACACUCGCGUGUACACUGUGGGCGUGUACUUCCGCGGCACCAGACUGGCUGCAGCCCGCGGCCACUCCAUACAGGAGGCCGAGAUGAACGCGGCAGAACUGGCGCUAACUACCGCACACGAGUUGUUCCCGCAGUUGGACCAUCAGAAACGCGUGAUCGCGAAGAGUAUGAGGAAGAAGAAGUCGAAGCGCAGGGCCGGUCAUUCUUCCCAGUCGUCAGAGAAGGACGACACUCGCAGACGAAACCCGUUAGACGACCGGGUGCCUAAAGCCUAUAGACUCAACAAGAGUAACUGUGAAAGCUCCGAUGAAAGCAGCACCCAUGCCGCAUCCGAUGAAGAAGCCAGAAGUGUUGACGAGGAAGUUAGAAGUGUUGCUGAAAAAUCUGACGAAGAUUCAGGCUUAGACAGCGAUAAUGAAUCAGUUUCCGCUGAUAAACUUAGCGAUGUACAAGUCAGCAGUCUGCUCAGCGAUAUGGAGAGGCUCAAAGAGGACCUUAUAAGGCGCAACGAAUAUGAAAAGUUGAAAGAGAAAUGUAGGAAAUCCGACUCUGAUGACGAUUAGUGAUUCCGAAGAGUUCUUAAUAUUGAUGUGCAAUGAAGCAAAGUGCAUGAUGUUACGCAUUUACGAGAUACAUAUUUUAAAUUGGAUUCGAGCGUUCGUUACUUUGAAGAAAAUACAGUAUACUGCUACAAUUUUCUAUAAGCAACAAAAUAUAGGAAAGAAGCUUGUUUCAAAACUCGUGCUGCACACAGCUUAUAAAAUCACAGAAAAACUCUUCACGGGACUUUGAUAUUAUAAACGAAAUAUUGUUAAAUAAAUUGUUACCUUACAAAUAUUUUGACUUUGAGGGAAGUGAGCUCAAUCAUUCUGCCAUCAGUGAAAGUAUCAUUAUGAAGCUAUGGCAGCGUUAACUACUGUGAAGAUUCCGUAAUCUUUUGGUUGGAUUCUAUAGUUUAUUGAAAUGACUAGAUCAAAUGUUUUUUUUUGUGAUCAAAUAUUAAUCUAAGAUUAACAUAUUAAGUUGUUUUUGUUUGUAUUCAUACUAUUCCAUUGACAAAGAUCAAAGAUAAAUCAAAACUUUUAUCAGUAUAAAUUACAAUACUUACGGUUGCACCCAGUGGCGACAAAUUAAAGUUUACGACAGAUUAAAAUUGGUACUGUCACUGAAUUUGCGAGUAUAAUACAAUAUGUAAACACGUUACAUACACGUUAUGAAGUAUUGAAUCUCGGAUAUCUCUUGGUUGCAGUCGAUGGUUUAUAUUGUUAAAUGAUGUGAUGAAUCAAUCACUAUCAUCAUCAUCAUCAGCCUAUUAAUGUCCCCACUGCUGGGGCACAGGCCUUCCCUAUAAUUCAGUCACUAUAAUUCUGUUUAAUGUGAGAUCAUUCCAUCAUCAUAUGAAUAUUUGAGAUACUUCGUAUAUUUUCAUGAUGAUCUGAUCGUAAAAUCAAUAUAAAAAAAAUAAGCUUUUACUGAUAAAUCAAGUGCUAAAUGUGAUAGUUUAAUAAGAAUAAAGUGGGAACUUAAUUAUUGCAUUUUAUUGUACAAUAAAUGAUACAAUUAAUUUACAUAUCUACGGAGGCAUAUACGGCAGAAUAAAUUUUAAACAAUAAAAUCAAAGAAAAGGGCAUAUUUAAAAAUAUCUGAAUUUCUAGAUCAUAACCACAGUAAGUAUAUUAGUACGAAGCUAUGAGUUUUAUGCGAAAUAAAACUUUAAUACAAAAUAUGUAGGGUACAGCGUUAAUGCCCCUUUGGAGAAGCAUCCACCUUAAGGUACAAUUCCGCAAUGGGCUGCAAACUGGGACCGCAGGCGACACUGGGGCUAGCACCUGCGGCUGACCGCAGUGCUGCCUGCGGUCGUGGCAGUAUCUAUUCCGAGCGCGGCUGCACAAUACUUAGAACCAUGCCUCAGUCACUCCAAUACCUUCGUGCGAGACAAAAUGUCGGACAACGCUAACGAUAAUUUACUAAUGUGGCUUUUGUUAGAAGAGGAACUAUUUGGGCCAAAUAAAAGACCAUAUUCUUUAUUGUUUAAGCAUACAGAAACAAUAAUAUUAUAAGUUUAACAUAAAAUUUGUCUACGGACCAUUGGAAUUCAAAUAGCAUAAAUUCACCCAUUUCGAUAGGUACUCAUUAUUUUUAUUUAAGUUCUUUCCUAUUGCUCUCCACACAUUAUCUUUGAUCAAAUUAUUGCGUUAAUUUAGAUCGGAUGUGUCGUAAAGGACUGUAUGACAAGAAACAAAGUUAAUUAACGUCUUUUUAUCAUCAUCCGUAAAAGACGUAAUUUUUUAAUUACAUGUGACAUUUCUGCGGUCCGCGACAGCACUGGGACUGCAGACUGCGGUCGCUGCACGCCGCAGUCUGCGCGCCGCGGCUGCAGGCCGCAAUGUCGCCGCGCUCGGAAUCAAUUUCAUAGAGAUUAAUAGAAACUAGUAGUGUCGCCUGCAGUCUGCAGCUGCGGCUUGCUGUCUGCGGUUCAGUUUGGACUUGUACCUUUACAGUAAACUACAGCCGACAGAUCUUCAUGGAAUUAGGGGAUAACGUUAGGAUAGACAACCCUUGUGAUGCGAUUCAGCUAUAUGCGGACUCAAUGGCGGUUGUGAAGUUCGCGUGAGUCGGGACGUACGAAAUGGAAUUACGGUUUCAACCUAGCUAUGUUGCGUUCCCUACUAACUUUACAGUCACCAUAAAGUUUGAAUAUCUUAUAUACUUUGACAUCUCCGCAAUCAUAUCGUCAACGUGGAAUUUAUAUGGAAAGAGCCAGUUUGUUCUUACGUCCGUUAGGGGCGCUGCUAAGUUUUCAUAGAAACUUGGACGAUGCGAUACGAUUACGGAGCUAUCAGUUUGUGUUGGGCCUCGGAGCGAGAAGGCGGGCGGGCCUAAAAUUGUAUGCCUGCGUAGUUUUAGCCACUGCUUCUAAGGUGGUAAUACUUAAAGCGGCAAUGAAACAACUUCCUUUUAUACAAAAUAUAGUUUAUUCGAUAUCUAUAGUGCUAUCUCAACAUAGCACCAUGCAACAGAGUGAAAAGGCGAGUGGGCCGCGUAUUGUGCGCGCGCGUAGUUGUAGCCACUGCUUCUGGUUGGGAACGUACAUUUCCGCAGGCAUCAGUUGUUCAGCGGAUUCACUCUCCGGGGCUGCUAGACAAUAUCAUACGAUUAUAUGUUAGAUAAGUUUAUGAUACGGAUAUAAAUAAUUAUUUCCAACACACUUAUUAGCCUAGCCACAAAGUGGGCACUGUACACAGGCUUAUGUUAUGGGAGAAGGUAACGAACAGAGCGUACUUUAAAGGCUUUUUUUCUACCUAUAUACAAUUACGUUUCAUAAUUUGGAAAAUCGAUUAAUAUUUACUUCAUAGAUUGAUACCGCAGGGUAAUACAAUUCAAGCACCUAAUUUGAGAUAAAUACAUAAAUAGUAAUGUGGUACACAGCAGACUCAUCGCCACUCUCUCUGUAAGAUUAAUAGCUUAUAGAAAGGAAGAAAAUUGAUAGCAUGACUCUUAGCGUGUCCGGUCUACGAUAGUGAAAGUUAAGCAGCUAUACCAAUUGGUGGUCCAUCCUGGGUGACUAGAAAUUUACGCACUAAAUUUCCCAUUAAGAAAGUGUUACAAUAUCUAUAGGGUAUUUAUAAUUUUUAUUAUUUUAAAGCAUGUAACUGCUUGAUGUUUAAAUCUAAAGAAAAUAUAACUAGAAAAUAGGGUAUUUUCCAAAUAUUUUAAAACUGUCACACAGUAGACGUCAUUGAACGAGCGUUUUGGCGGUAUAUUCAAAACCAUUUUAAAUAAAUUCAACUUUAAUUGGUCUAUUGGAGUAAAAAAGACAUGAAUUAAUUUAUUUUUAUUAUUCUGUUAAAUCGUUUGUCCCGAUCUUUAAAUAUAAGCAGCAUGAAGAAAUUAAUUAUAGACUAUUAAAACUCCUUUGUUUCGUUAAUGCCACCCUGUACAAUGAUUACUUACCAUCCUUCCUAAGUUGUUGCGCAGACUGCAUGGUUGAGUCGUGCAUCGAUAUCAAAUCUCCAGGAGCGUGCAAAAGGAGACGACCGACGCCUUCGCAUCGCCUGAACAAAUUUUUAUAUUAGCAUUGAGCACAAACAGCAAGUUAUGUAAAGUACGGCCAACAAGAAGCGAUACAAAAGUUCAUUCACCUUAGACAAGACUUUGGGACUGACUGAUAGUCUAAUAACUAUCUCAUUUAUCUCAUACUAUAGUCUGUCCAUUCUAUUAUUAUCUUUUUGGCAGAUCGACGCCCAUGAAAUUUUGUAUUGUUUACGUUAAAAUGUCACACAAAUAAUAUUGUACUUCAUGGACGGGUACCGCCACUUAGUGAUGUGCCACACAACGAUUAUUAAGAUUGUGCCACAGAUUACAAAUAGAAAUAAAUGAGUACAAUUUGGUAAGGUAGAAACCUAAAUGUCUUCUUAGUUUAUUUUUAAUUUAUUCAGACGUAUCAGAUUCUUCAUAAAAAGUGGACUCAUCGUCAGAUGUGUCCACAGUUUUAAUGAUGAGUUCAUUAGGUUGUAUAUUGUCCAAGGCAACAUCUCGAUCCCAGUCAGAUAUUAUAAUGUUCUCUGUUCGUUCAACAACACCCGCCCAGUAAUUUCAGGUGUAACAUCACCACACGCGUUAUUUAAAAGUUCCAUCAUCUGGUUUGUUGUUAACGGUGGAGUAGUGUUCUUUCUUGCGUCGCGGUGGGGUUUCCUUUUACUUGUGCCCAUAUCAGCUCAAUAGCAUUGUACUGGCAAUGGUAAGGUGGGAGUCUGAGCACAAUAUGUCCACAUUCUGCUGCCCUUUCAUCAAUGACAUGCAGUUUUGGUUGUUUCUUUUCAUUUAAAAUGUUUACUAUUUCUACUUUUUAACGUAACACUUUUGACCGCGAAACAAACCACUAUUUCGCAGUGUGACAGCCAUUUUUUUAAGGUUGGGAUUUCUUUUCUUUGAUAAAUAGUCAUACAUAUGACGACGAAUAGCAUCGGUAUCAAAUCUGUCAACAGCUAUAACUCGACGGGGCUGACGUUUCUUUGUAUUAAUUAUAAUCAAUAAAUCUAAUUGUAUUAGUAUUAGGAUAAACAAACAUAUAAAAAGUAUACUGCUUUUUUGUUGUUUAAACAUACGUUUUAUAGAUAAAUCACACCCAGACACAGAACAAAUACUCGUGCUCAUCACACAAAUAUUUGUACUAGGUAAAAUAAUAAAUCUAUUGAGAUUUUGUAAUAAUUUAUUAAACACCAGUAUUUUUGAUAACUAAAAUAAUUUCGAUACUUAUAAUCGAUUAAACAAUGUUCUAUUAUAAAAUCGAUUAUAGCUUUAUAUCGAACGAGUUAUGUGAUAGUGUGUCACUAUUUUUUCGAUCGAUCUGUCAAAAAGAUAAUAAUAGAAUGGA